Molecule: messenger RNA, 1188 nt
Organism: Lactuca virosa
Lineage: Eukaryota; Viridiplantae; Streptophyta; Magnoliopsida; Asterales; Asteraceae
Source: the annotation of a GenBank genome assembly
AUGGCUUAUUCUACAGAUUCUGAUUCUGAUUUUGUAUCAACAGUUGUUCCAACUAAAAAUACAAAAAAGAAGAAAAGACUUGAAAAGAAAAAAAGACACUAUGUUUCAGAUUCUUCAUCUUCACAGUCAGACACAUCAGAGUCAGAGACAUCCACAACAGAGAGUGAUGAAUAUGAUGAUGAAUCUGAUGAAGAAAUCUAUGUAAAAAAGAGAACCGGUGAUAGAAAAUAUGUUAAAGGAGUGACAAAGAUUAAAGAAGCAAAAAGGAAGAUGAAUAGUGGGGACAAUCGUGCAGCAAUAAAGAAGCAAAAAACCGUGAAAGAGCAAAAGACUGUGAAAGAUAUAUUGAAGGAGUUGCCUUCAAUAAACAUUAGAUUAACACCUGGAUUGAUGACAGAUGCUGUAAGUUAUUUGACAUCAGAACAAAAAGAUUGGGUGAAACGGAUGGGAUUUAAAGCAUUUUUAAAGAUCAACAUUAAGAGUAUUCCCUUAAAACUUUGCCAUUUUGUGCUUGAGCAUUAUGAUGAAGGCACAAACAGUAUUCUGAUUAAAGGAAAAAGAAUAAAGAUCAAAAAGGAAAAAAUUCAUAAAGUGUUUGGUCUACCCAGAACUGGAAAAAGCUUAUUUGACUUGGACAUGGUUAGCGAAGAUCAUCAAGUGUUUGAUGGAUUGAUGAAGGAACUUGAAGGUGGAAAGGCACAUGCAACAAACUACAAGAAGAUUAUUCAAAAAUCCGAACAAGUGGAUAUGAAUUUCAAGCUGGGUUUCAUAGCUUUAUUUGUUAAUACGUUUGCAGAAUCCAUUCCUAUGGGGACAAACAACUUAGUUCCAGUUAGAGCACUUAUUGAAGUAGAUGACAUUUCUAAAAUCAAUUGGUGUGCGUAUUUGUUGUACUGUGUGAAAAAUUCAAAAGGGAGAUGGUGUCCAGACAACCCCAAGUGUUAUUACAGAGGCCCGAUGUUGUUGUUAUUGCUAAUUUACUGUGAUGAAAUUGAAUGCAAGCUCCAAAAAAUAGAAUGUAAAACACCAUUAGUUACGAUGUGGACAACAGAUAAGUUGAAGGAAAGACAAUAUUUUGAGAUUGAAGCUGGUGGAUUUGGGGUUGGAAAUCUAAUUAAACAAAGUUCAAAUUUAGAACGUGAGAAGAAUGAGAAUCAGGACACACGUAUUGUGGUAUAUUCUAAGUAG